Eimeria mitis is the source of this 687-nucleotide messenger RNA. RefSeq lists its product as uncharacterized. The record is from RefSeq and is a predicted model, not a curated record. The transcript is spliced from 4 exons. Bases 1 to 687 code for a protein of 228 amino acids. Lineage: Eukaryota; Apicomplexa; Conoidasida; Eucoccidiorida; Eimeriidae.
AUGAGUUUGCUUGCCCCCCGCCGCCUCUCGCUGUGCUCCUCAGGCGGGGCGUUGCUGCAGCAGCAGCAGCAACGGCUGCUGCUGCUGCAGCAGCAGCCUCUGCUGCAGCAGCAGCAGCAGCAGCAUCAUCGUCAUCAGCAGCAGCAGCAGCAGAAGCACCAGCAGCAGCAGCAGCAAGAACACUUGCUGCUGCAGCAGCAAAGGUCUUCAGGUGUAUGUACACCCCUGCUGCAGCCCCCCCGAUGCUUGCUGCCUCCCCUCACGCUGUCUUCAGGUGUAUGUACACCCCUGCUGCAGCCCCCCCGAUGCUUGCUGCCUCCCCUCACGCUGCUGCAGCAGCAGCAGCAGCAGCAGCUAUUGCUGCAGCAGCACCAGCAGCAGCAGCAGCAGCAGCAGCAGCAGCAGCAGCAGCGAUAUAUAUCUAGCUUUCGCCGCAGCAUGCUGCGCAUGCAAUGGCCGCUUCUUCGUGCCGAGAUGACAGCCUUCUUCCAGCAGCAGCAGCAGCAGCAGCAGCAGCAGCAGCAGCAGCAGCAGCAGCAGCAGCAGCAGGAUAAAGUGUUUAAGGCCCGUUUAUUUCGUCUUCAUUUUGGGGGUUUAGUUGAGGAGGCGCUCGUUAAGGAAGUCAAAGCAGACCCAGGGGUGUAUAGGCAGCUGCUGGGGUGUAUAGGCAGAUGCUCGGGUGUAUAG